Molecule: messenger RNA, 2337 nt
Organism: Gigantopelta aegis
Lineage: Eukaryota; Metazoa; Mollusca; Gastropoda; Neomphalida; Peltospiridae
Product: transmembrane protein 205-like
Exons: 3
Coding region: 2-595 (197 amino acids)
Source: RefSeq, a predicted model, not a curated record
GAUGGUGAUAGUGAUUCUGACGAGCUUCGUGCUGUAUCCUAGAGGCAGAAAGACCGAGGUACAGUCCACCUUCGUCAGUCUCAUCCACUUGGGCAGCUGGGCAGCUAACUACGGGGCGCAACUCUGGGUUAUCCUUGUGGCCGGAUUAACCAUGUUCUACAGUUUACCUCGACAUAUUUUCGGAAAAGUCCAAAGUCAUCUGUUCCCAAUGUUUUUCCUCUGGAGUCUUGUGACGUCAUCGGUUCAGCUGGGCACGUUCGUCCUGCAACAUCCAAUGGAAUCUUGGCAAACGUUUCACACAGUUGAGGUAGCCAUUUUGACAUCUAGUUUCCUAGCUGCUGCAACGAACUCUGUAAUACUGGCUCCACUCAUUGUCAAGUCCAUGGUGCACACAUUUCGUCUCGAAGUGGAAGCCCGCGUCAGUGACGUCAUAGGAUACGCAGCAAUCAAAGAGAUGAAAAAUGACCCAGAAUACAUUGCGGCGCGCCGGAUGUUUAGAAGGUGUCACGGCCUUAGUGCUCUUCUGACGGUGGUGGGAUUAGUAAGCAACUCGAUACAUCUGUACUACUUGUCUUGUCAGUGUGUACGUAUUUGAUGCCUGUGUCUACCCACUGAGCAAUCAUAUCAAACUAUAGAAGACAGCGAUAGAAAUUUUAGGGUAUGAAACAAAUAAUGUAUUGGUUACCAGCAACGGCAUGUCAUCUCUGAUGACAAAUUUAAUGGAAACACACAAAUAUGAGACAAAUGGUGUGUUGGUUGCGCUACAAGGUCUUGUAUAUACUAGUGACUGUAAUUUAUUAGACAAGAUAAAUAUAGGAAACAUAAUUUAUUACUCAUAUAGUUAAAAAUAUAUUGGUACAUCAAAGUGAUACUCCAAUUAGAACGUCAAGUGGGACAUAACACUUCGACGUUACACGAUGACGUCGUCGAUUAGCACACUACAACCUUAUAGAAACGUCAACCAAUCGAGUUCAUUGAUAUACAUUACGAUCGAUUAUGGGUAAUGAAUAGGAUAUUUAACUCGCUACCAUUUCGUAUCAUGUUUAUGUCCCUCGUGAAACAAUUUUCAUUGUCACUCGCUAAAGUUUACGACAACUGAAAAUUAUUUCACUCGGGGACAUAAAAAUUAUACGAAAUGGAAGCUUACUGAAUAUCACAUAAAUUCUGCUUGCCAGGGAUCUUGAGUUAGUUGUAAUAAAGUAGCUAAACUGAAAACAAUAUAAAACGAUGAUUUAUAUGAUUUAACACAGAUAUUUAAACCCAAAACAAAGAAUUGGUGCAACGGUUUUAACAGAAUAUCUUUGGUUUUAGACAGUGAUUUUCCCCUCUAAAUCCUUGCUGAAAUAAUAGUCCUGUAACUAAUAUAUUAUUAGGUUCUACUCUCAACAUUUAUCAAUUUAUUUUUGUAAUUUAAAGAGAGAAAAUAUAUUUUAAUUUACAUGUAUAUAUAUAUUUAUAUUUCCAAACAAGGUUGAAGUAUUGAUGAUAUCUUAAUUUAACUGUCCUAUUAUUUUCAUAUUUUUUAUGUUCAAUAGUUUAAUGUUCUGUUGAAAGAGAGAUAAGGUAAAAGAGAUGACGUCAUGGUCAGAAGUCACGCCAUAUUUAACCUUUUAUUAGUUAAAUGCUAUAUUUUCAUCUUUUUUUCCAAAAUGUUUUGAAAUUUAAGUGUUUCAAAUUUUAUUUUAUGUUGUAUUUUCUGAAGACCUUUAUACUCUGUGAUGGAGGGUUGGGGGAGGGGUGGCGAUGAAAAGCUAAGAUUUAAUUUAUAGUGGGCUUAAUAUGUAAUACGUUACUACCAGUCUUUAAUUAAAUUAAUUAUUUAUGUGUAUUUAUUAGUCUGUUUUAUUUUUAUCAUUCAAUAUAUUUAUAUUUUAUUUCUUAUUUCAUUUCAUUUAAUUUUUGAAGGCUUGGAUGUGGCUUGAUUUCACAAUAUCGAUCUCAUCUGAAUAUAAUAUUUUAACCAGCGCCUGUGAUAAAAAUGCUAAGUAUGAUAUAAUGUCGCCUGUGAUAAAACUGCUAAAUAUGAUACAAUGUUGCCUGUGAUGAAAAUGUUGAAUAUGUUUAUAAUGUCAGUUCUGUGAUAUUAUAUUUCUAAAUAAGAUGUUAUAUUUCUAAAUGAGGUGUGAUGUUAUCUGUCUAAAUAAAAUGUGAUGUUAUAUUUCUAAAUGAGAUGUGAUGUUAUAUUUCUAAAUACGAUGUGAUGUAAAUGUGAUGUUAUAUUUCUAAAUGAGAUGUGAUGUUACAUUUCUAAAUAACAUGUGAUGUUACAUUUCUAAAUGAGAUGUGAUGUUAUAUUUCUAAAUAGCAUGUGAUGUUACAUUUCUAAAUGAGAUGUGA